UAGCCCGCCGGCCCCAACACCACCGCCGCCGCCCUCGCGGUCGUCAUUCGUUAUUAGCAUCAAUUAAGAUCCCGCCGAACUGGGAGUUUAUUGACUAAUUGCACUCUUUGGGCUCUUAAUUCAAUGGCUAUCGCAUCUGCAAGCCCUUGCAUUCCAAUUCAAAACGACGGCCCUCGUAGUCAAUCAAUUUUAUCACCCAACUCGGUUUUGAGGCGGAGAAUUCAUUUUGGAGGAAUACAUUUGGUAAAAAUGCCGUCCUUUGAGGUUAAGAAUGGCUAUGUAAAGAAAAUCAGUGUGUUUGGGGAAACAGAGAGUGUUGCAACUGACGUCAGUAGUGCUCUGAAAGACGAGCUGUUCGUGCGGUUCUUCAGGGAGGCAUGGCCUUAUUUUCUGGCUCACAGAGGCAGCACUUUCGUUGUCUUGAUAUCUUCUGAGAUUGUUGAUAGUCCUCAUUUGGAUCCUAUUCUAAUGGAUAUUUCUCUGCUCCAUGGGCUGGGAGUCAAAUUUGUUCUUGUUCCAGGGUCCCACGUCCAAAUUGACAGGCUUCUGGCUGAAAGAGGAUCUGAACCCAAGUAUGUUGGCAGCUACAGAAUCACAGACUCUGAUUCUCUUAGUGCUGCAAUGGAUGCAUCUGGGAGGAUUGGUUUCAUGAUUGAGGCAAAACUAUCCCCUGGGCCUUCCUUAAGUGGUAUCCGUCGUCAUGGAGACAAUGCCCGCCGGUAUGAUGGUGUCAAUGUUGCCAGGGGUAAUUUUGUGGCUGCUAAGAGAAGAGGUGUUGUCGAGGGAAUUGAUUAUGCAUCAACUGGUGAAGUUAAAAAGAUUGAUGUUUCUCACAUUCGUGAAAGGCUUGCUCAAGACUGCAUAGUGCUGUUAAGCAAUCUCGGUUAUUCAAGUUCUGGAGAAGUAUUAAAUUGCAACACUUAUGAAGUCGCUACAGCUUGUGCAAUGGCUCUUGGGGCAGAGAAACUCAUUUGCAUCAUAGACGGACCAAUCCUAGAUGAAUGUGGAAGGCUUAUUCAUUUCUUGACUCUUCAAGAUGCAGACAUGUUGAUUCGUAGACGAGCUAAACAGAGCGAGACUGCUGCGAAUUAUGUAAAGGCCGUUGCUCAAGAAGAUCUCAAUGCAGCAUAUGAUGAUUCAAAUCAUACAGUCCCUUCUCCAAAUGGGACGGCUUUUAGUCAGGCUCCCAAGUUUCAGAAUGGUGUUGGCUUUGACAGUGGAAAUGGAUUUUGGUCCAGUGAACAAGGUUUCCCUAUUGGAGGUCAAGAAAACCUGGGUCGAUUAAAUGGUUACCUCUCCGAAUUAGCCGCUGCAGCUUUUGUUUGCAGAGGUGGUGUUCAGAGAGUUCAUUUAUUGGAUGGCACUAUUGCUGGUGUUUUACUGAAGGAGUUGUUUCAAAGAGAUGGAGUGGGUACAAUGGUGGCUAGUGAUCUUUAUGAAGGGAUGCGGAUGGCUAGGGUCACAGAUGUCCAAGGAAUCAAACAACUUCUGCUACCUUUAGAGGAAUCUGGCACUUUGAUAAAGAGGACUGAGGAAGAGGUACUUGGAGCAUUGGAGUCAUUCAUAGUCGUUGAAAGAGAAGGUCAUGUCAUUGCUUGUGCAGCUCUUUUCCCUUUCUUUGAAGAGAAGUGUGGAGAGGUAGCUGCUAUUGCCGUUUCUCCUGAAUGUCGUGGGCAAGGACAGGGAGACAAAUUGCUUGAUUAUAUUGAGAAGAAGGCAUCUUCCCUUGGGCUGCAAAUGCUUUUCCUACUGACAACACGCACAGCAGAUUGGUUUGUAAGGCGUGGCUUCUCUGAAUGUUCGAUUGAGUGCAUACCAGAAGAGAGGAGGAAAAAGAUUAAUAUAUCUCGUAGAUCCAAAUAUUACAUGAAAAAUCUUUUGACUGAUAAGAGUAGCAUUCGCUAAAUGGUUCCUUUGCAUAACCGAAGCAAAUUAUGUGCUAGCUGGCCGUGUUUG
This is a messenger RNA of Sesamum indicum (sesame), 1956 nucleotides long. The record is from RefSeq and is a predicted model, not a curated record. NCBI's taxonomy places the organism in Eukaryota, Viridiplantae, Streptophyta, Magnoliopsida, Lamiales, Pedaliaceae.